CUUUUCCUCCUCCCACCGCAGCAGCUCAAAAUUUUCCCCAGAAACCCUCGCCGCAUCCACCCACACCCACACCCACCAUGCCGCCGCCGCCGCCCCCUGCGCUGCCGGACGAGCUUCUCGAGGAGAUCUUCCUCCGCCUCCCACCGGACGAGCCCGACCACCUCCUGCGCGCCUCCCUCGCCAGCAAGCUCUGGCUCCGCCUCCUCUCCGGCGCUCGAUUCCGCGGCCGCUACCGGGACUUCCAUGGAGCUCCCCCCAUGCUCGGCUUCCUUUAUUCCUGGCUCUACAACUCCCGCCCGGAGGCGGAAGACCCUGUCCCACACUUUGUCCCCACCACGAAAUUCCGUGCUUGCAUUCCCGACGACGACUGGGGGGACUGCGAAUAUGAUGCGUGGGACUGCCGCCAUGGCCGCGUUCUCCUUGGAGAUACGGGCCAUCAACCCAUGACGCUCGUCGUUUGGGACCCCAUGACGGGCCGUCGGAGGGAGCUGUACGCGCCCAGCCCUGUGGGCUACAGCUACGGGGCAGCUGUGCUCUGCGCCGUGACCGGCUGUGACCACCGCACUUGUCACGCAGGCCCCUUCCAGAUCGUCUUUGUCAGCCUGGACAAUGGUGAAGAUGAUCGUGUUGCACAGGCGUGUGUGUCCCUGCCGGUGACGGGUGACCACAGCAAGCCGUGCUUUCGUUCUCAUUUUGAUAAGUGGACCGAGCCUUGCUCUGCUCUUCAUCUUGACUCCGAUGUGUACAUCUACAGAACACCCCCUGUCUUGGUCCAAGACGCACUUCACUUCAAUCUUUAUAGUUAUGCCAGUGAUGACGUAGUAGGAAUUCUCAAGUACGACUUGAGCUCUAAUAGCUUAUCACUGAUUGAUAUGCCGCUUGCGUGGUCUGUCCAUGCCAAUGCUUCUAUCCUCAUGACGAUGGAGGAUGACAGUUUGGGGUUUGCACAUGUCUACGGGUUAAUCCUCAAUCUGUGGUCAAGGCACAUGGGUUCUGACGGAGUUGCGUCAUGGACUCGGCAUACAGUCAUCGAUAUCAAGGACAUUCUUCCCAUUGGAAAUCCAAAUAAAAGACUUAGGCUGAUUGGAUCUGUGGAAGGCACUGAUAUCAUUUUCGUGACCACAUAUCUUGGCAUAUACGAGAUUAAUCUCAAGUCACUGCAGUGGAAGAAGCUGUGCGGGAGACGGGAAUACUGCACUUUGAUUCCGUACAUGAGUUUCUACCAUCCGCCUGAAAGUAAAGUUACAGAAAGGGAGGAAAGGUGGGACACUCAGAUGCGGCUCAAUGACGACAUAGGGUUGAGUAUGGUCAAGGGAAGGCUGCCCCUUUCAUCAACAGGAAAGAUGACCAGACCACCUGAAGUUGGAGGUGACAUGGGUCUUGUGAUCAUUUCUGUUGGUAUUCAGUAGCUGUUGUAGUGGUACUUGUUUUCUCAUCGUCUUGUUGGCUUUUGGUAGUAUGCUUGAUAAUUCCCCCGUGUUACUGGCAUGCGUAACUGGGUGAAUGGAUUAUCUUGUAACGAAUCUCCAGUUUCUUGCAGCAGCAUCAACGAUGUCUUCCAUU
Triticum aestivum (bread wheat) is the source of this 1563-nucleotide messenger RNA. RefSeq lists its product as uncharacterized. Gene Ontology annotation, molecular function: protein binding. Lineage: Eukaryota; Viridiplantae; Streptophyta; Magnoliopsida; Poales; Poaceae. The record is from RefSeq and is a predicted model, not a curated record. The coding region runs from base 78 to 1409 and encodes 443 amino acids. The transcript is spliced from 2 exons.